AUGUUUACUUGUUUCUAUGCUCUGAUUUUAAUAAUAAUUGGUUUGGUGCUGGAGCUAUCACAUCUUCUGAACGAUGAUGUGGAACUUAUUCGCACUGGACAAGCCAGGGAUAUGAUAUUUAGCAUUUACAUGUACGGGGGAUCACUGAUGUUUUUUUCGUAUUGUUACGCGGUAUUACUGAAUUCUCGUAUGUCGCGGAGUAUACUGGACGGAGUUCGGCGAGCCACUGAAAGAACGUUAAAAUUAGAUGCGACACUUAACAGUGAGGGAAAGCCGGUGUUGAAAAGGACUGCAACGUUGUCCUCGGAAUCAGCCAGAAAAGCCAGAAAA
Messenger RNA from Gongylonema pulchrum, 330 nucleotides. The record is from the annotation of a GenBank genome assembly. NCBI's taxonomy places the organism in Eukaryota, Metazoa, Nematoda, Chromadorea, Rhabditida, Gongylonematidae.